UUGCCACAUGCGAGGUCUGAGCCGGCGCAAAACCGUCGCAUCAACGAUAGUAAAAGUUGUUCGUUCGAAUUUGUAAGCGGUGAGCGAUGUUGGAAACUAAAACACAGGUUAGGAACACGUGUUGCAUUUUGAAAAUCUGUCAGUGGUGGUAUAUUCAAAAUAUUGUCGAUUGGUGAUUUAGUAAACACAAAUAACAAUGUCAAAAGAAAAGAAGAAGAGUGACGAAAAUAUGUCCAUCAAAAAUUCCGAGGUAAAAAUGAAGAAAGAAUUAUCCUUAAUUGAUGGAGUUGCUAUAAUCGUGGGGGUUAUAAUUGGCUCUGGAAUUUUUGUGUCCCCAAAAGGAGUGUUAAAAUUUUCUGGUUCUGUAGGACAAGCGUGUAUUGUGUGGAUACUUUCCGGAAUUUUAUCAAUGAUUGGCGCAUUAUGUUACGCAGAAUUAGGUACAAUGAUUCCUAAAUCUGGAGGAGAUUAUGCAUAUAUAAGCGAAGCUUUUGGCCCAUUGCCGGCUUUUUUAUAUCUUUGGGUUGCUCUUUUUAUUUUGGUGCCCACGGGAAAUGCAAUUACAGCGAUAACGUUUGCUCAAUAUAUACUUCAACCGCUUUGGGGUUUAUGCACUCCACCAUAUGAAGCUGUGAGAUUGUUAGCGGCGGCUGUUGUUUGUUUAUUAACUAUAAUAAAUUGUUACAAUGUUAAAUGGGUUACGCGAGUGCAGGAUAUCUUUACAGCAACAAAAAUGUUUGCGCUGUGUAUAAUUGUCAUUGCCGGAACGUACUUUUUAUGUACUGGCCACGUAGAACAUUUUAGAAAUCCUAUGGAAGGAACAGAAUGGCAACCCGGAUAUAUUGCGUUGGCUUUUUAUUCAGGUCUGUUUUCAUAUUCUGGAUGGAAUUAUCUCAAUUAUGUUACAGAAGAAUUAAAGGAUCCUUAUCGAAAUCUACCUCGAGCUAUUUGUAUUUCAAUGCCAACGGUGACGAUUAUUUAUGUUGUAACAAAUGUUGCUUAUUUCGUUGUGCUCAGCAAAGAUGAUAUACUUGCCUCUGAUGCUGUCGCUGUAACAUUUGGGGAUAAAAUGUUAGGAGCCUUUUCAUUUUUGAUGCCUUUUUUUGUGGCCUGUUCGACAUUUGGAUCAUUGAAUGGUGCUAUCUUUGCAUCAUCGCGUCUAUUUUUUGUUGGAGCCCGAGCAGGACAUUUACCGAGAGCAAUUGCUUUAAUAGAUAUUAAAAGACUAACACCAGUGCCAUCGUUAAUUUUUAUGUGCAUUAUAACCCUUACUCUGGUUAUGAUUGAAGAUGUGUACGUCCUGAUUAAUUAUGUUUCAUUUGUGGAAGCCUUGUUUAUUACAAUUAGUGUAACAGGACUAUUGUAUAUGCGAUGGACAAAGUCAAAUCUAAAACGACCAAUUAAAAUGAACCUGAUUCUUCCUAUUAUAUUUUUAUUAAUUUGUAGUUUUCUCGUAAUAUUUCCGUGUUAUGUUAGUCCAAUGGAAGUCGGAGUAGGUUUAACUUUUAUACUUUGUGGUAUACCAGUUUAUUUGGUGACUAUCGCGUGGCAAAACAAACCUACUUGGUUAAAUAAAGCAUUUGAUGAAUUUAAUGAUAGCUGUGCUAAACUCUUUCUCUGCGUUCCUGAAGAUGAACAAAAAGUUAGCUGAGUGAGUAUUUGAUAAGUAUGAUUUUACAAUUAUUAGUAUUAAUGUUAAUGUAUAUCCAACCAUAAGAUAGUGAUUGUUAAAAUAUCGAAUUUUAAAAAGUUGUAUUUAUUUGUAGUAUAUAGCGCAAACUUUGUUAUUAAAGUUUUUUGUAAAUAUUUAUUUCUAGCAAAAGUAUUUUUAACACGAAGAUGUUUUCAUAUUUCAACGAAUAAAGAAACUUGAAUGUAGUGUAUGUUACAAAUUUUGUGGUAUACAAAAUUAAAUUCUGUGUUCUACUCGAAAUGAAAUAAUGUUACUAGGGAUUUGUAGUGUAUCAGAUCAUUUUUGUAGUUGUGUAAUAAAUAUAAGAAUUGUGACAUUUUAGGCUCUGAAAAGGAAAAAAUUAAAAAUAAAAUUAAUAAUUCUUAUAUAAAAUGUAUACGCAAAACGAAAAUUCCUUGAUCUUUUAAACUUUGAAUAAAAAUAAUUAAAUGAAA
Molecule: messenger RNA, 2127 nt
Organism: Zophobas morio
Lineage: Eukaryota; Metazoa; Arthropoda; Insecta; Coleoptera; Tenebrionidae
Gene: mnd
Product: Y+L amino acid transporter 2
Exons: 4
Coding region: 197-1651 (484 amino acids)
Biological process (GO): amino acid transmembrane transport
Cellular component (GO): membrane
Molecular function (GO): L-amino acid transmembrane transporter activity
Source: RefSeq, a predicted model, not a curated record